UUUUUUUUAGGAUUGAGGUUUUUAAGUAAGGUUGGUUUGGAGUCAAGACGGGUCUCGAAUGAUCUUCGUUUGAUGAUGAUACAUACUGGCUUGAUCGCCAAUUUGAAGGAAAUAGGGGGGUUUUGUUGUUUGGGCACCGACCAAGGCCAGGGCAAAUAAGAUUGGAGAACAGGAAGAAAAGGUUAUUCUAUCCCAAAGCGUGUGCAUUCGAGUCAAAGACAAUGGAGAUGGGGAGGUGGAGCACAUGGGACGAGCUCUUGCUCGGAGGCGCCGUGCUCCGUCACGGGACCGGAGAUUGGGACCGGGUCGCGUCGGAGCUCCGAGCCCGAAUCGUUUGGCCGUGUGAAAUCACCCCAAAGGUUUGCAAAGCCAAGUAUGAGGACCUGCAACGGCGAUUCUCAGGUCACACAGCCUGGUUCGAAGAGUUACGAGAACAGCGAAUGGAGGAGUUGAGGCGAGCCUUAGAGCAAUCUGAAAGCUCCAUUGGGAUUCUGGAAUCAAAGCUCGAAUAUCUCAAGGCAGAGGGCGGACCUUAUUCCAACGUCGAUUAUGACUCCAGCCGAACAGUUUCGGUUGUACCAGUUCAGAACUCAUAUGGAGCUAAAUCAUAUCGAAGACAGAUGCCGGAAGGUGCUCUCUCAGAUAGUUUCACCCAAGAAGUCUCCGCUAACUCCUCAUCAGAUGGCCGUGUUCAGCUUUCAGUUUCAGCUGAAGGGAAGGAGACUAAGCCACGUACUUCCAAGUUGUCUAAGCGAGACAGGGAUCGCAAGAUCGAUGUGAAGCUCCAGGAGCUAUGCAGAGGUCAAGCAGGCUUCCUUAAGAAGAAGAGAGGUCUGAGAAAAAGGAAGAAUUGUGCUGUGCAAAUUAAAGAAGGGAGUGUAGGAGAAAGCGAAUUCAUUGGCCCGGUUGACGUUUUGAUGGAUUCUCAGAGUCGUAAGCGUCGGAGAAAGGAGACUGUUGAUGAUCUGAUGAGGAUUUUUUAUUCUGUUGUUGAGCACAAGAGCGCCAACAUAUUCUAUCGCCGACUCAAUUGCCAGAAGAGAGGAAGAUACAAGAGAUUGAUCCGCCAACACAUGGAUUUUCACACCAUAAAAUCAAGAAUAUCGAGCCUCGCCGUAACAUCUUCCGCAGAAGUGUUCCGAGAUAUUUUGCUCCUCGUAAACAACUCCUUGGUCUUCUAUUCCAGAAGGACACGGGAGCACAAGUCUGCAUUGCUCCUGAGAGACAUUGUCACCCAGAAACUGAGGCAGCACUACAAAGGGACCGAGUUCGUCCACACCGCCGACGUUCCGGUCAGGCCUCGAGGCGCCCCUCGUCGCGGGACGCACAAAUUGCCCCCGAGGGCUUCGAACGCCAAUAGCACGGUUUGGACAGCGUCACUGGGAAGCAAGAGUGCAGGCAACUCCGACUCUUCGCCAUCGGCGGAGUCUUCGGCUAUCGGCGAGAGAAUUUCGAUCUCAAAUUGGCGGCGGAAACGUAAAAAUGCCAACGAUGGCCCAAGAUCUGUGAGGUCUAAUAGGGGAAGGAAGAGAGUUAGGACUAGGUGAACAAGUACAUGUAUUUUUUUUCCUUUAGAAGGAUGGACUUAGAUGCAAAAAAUUUGUAGGUUUAGGGUCUUUUUGUAGUACAUUAAUCCUAAAGGGACAAUAGGCUUUGUGGCUGCCGUUUGUUGUACAUUCACAUAAGUCUUACUUGUACAAUCAGAACUCCAUUGUUUCUAUCGAAAUAUACUGUUCUUUUUUUAUGAAUUUUUAA
Eucalyptus grandis is the source of this 1755-nucleotide messenger RNA. RefSeq lists its product as uncharacterized. The transcript has 5 exons. The record is from RefSeq and is a predicted model, not a curated record. Gene Ontology annotation, molecular function: protein binding. The coding region runs from base 222 to 1547 and encodes 441 amino acids. NCBI's taxonomy places the organism in Eukaryota, Viridiplantae, Streptophyta, Magnoliopsida, Myrtales, Myrtaceae.